Molecule: messenger RNA, 1044 nt
Organism: Cladocopium goreaui
Lineage: Eukaryota; Dinophyceae; Suessiales; Symbiodiniaceae
Source: the annotation of a GenBank genome assembly
GUGUUUCCAACUGGCACCAGUUUGAACUCAGCUUCAGACGCACAGGCAGCACCUUCUCGUCGAUCUGCAGCGGUUUCUCGAGCUGCAGGGACGCCCGACUUCACAGAUCUCCAAGAGCGGCUGGCAAAGUUUCAGCUGCUUGAAACAAGCGAGACUUGGGAAUGGGAUGCUCCUCCACCAGAGACACAGGCCCUGGCAGCCGCCUUAACCACUGGAAAUCUGGAAGAGAAAGAAGCUCUGGCGGCAUUCUACUUUCUCAUUUUAUGGCCGCUGCUGAAGCGGCGGGCUGACAUUUCAAUAUGUGCGGGCGACCUGCAGCGCACUGCCCUGCAUGUUGCUGCAGAGAAGUGCUAUGUGAAGCUCAUCGAGGAGCUGCUGAAGCAUCGUGCUGAUCCCAACCGUGCUGAUCGCGCAGGAGAAACUGCGCUCUUUGCUGUCGCACACUCCGUCAGCUGGUCCAGCGCUGCUCCACGUCACCGACGCGCUACGGUGCAGCGCUUGGUGGAAGGUGAAGCUGACAUCAAUUUCUCAAAUCCUCGUGGGAGGAUGCCAUUGCAUGUAGCGGUUAGCUGCAAGGACGCCAGUGUCUUGUCAGCUUUGUUGGACGAGCUGGCGGAUGUGAACGCCAAGGAUCUGGGUGGAUUCACUGCUCUCAUGUGGGCAGCAGGUCGUGGCUCCGCAGAACAGGUCCAGCAACUCCUGGAUGCCAAGGCCGAGAGUGACCUGGUGGCGAACCGAGGUCAAACUGCUUUGGUCUUUGCUCUUACAAACAAUUGUGAAGAGGUGGUGGAAAUAUUGAAAAAGAGAGCUGCAGCAGCAGAUCACCAGGCCAAAGUGCCGCCACAGCAUGAGCAAGCUGAGAGCAGGUCCGAGAUGCACAUGCCAUUUCUGGGACAGGUUGGUUCACGCUUCGCACCGGACCUGAGCUCCAACUCCUAUGGAGCCCAUUCUGCAUUUGUCAAAAAAGAUGUUCAGGAAUCCUGUUCAGUCCGUGCCACUUUAUUUAUAUGUUUUAUAAUCAAAAAAUAUGAUGACCCAUGGUAG